AUGAGGAUACUCCGCUGCCAUCUCACGGGAUUUGGACUUUUCUUCUCCAUAUGUCUUUUUCUCGUCGUUGUUGCACCGAGAGCGUCCUACGGGGAUAACCCUGUGGGCGCCACGCAGGAUAAAAUCUGCAAUUCGCAGGAUGGUAAUACAGGGAAGAAGCCGCUCGAUUUGGUACUCGAGACUCAGGCGCAGAGCCUAACAUUCGCGUGUGGAGAGGGUCUGACAGCGCUCAAGCCAGAACAGGACAACGUCUUUACGAGAGAGGAUUGCGGGUCGCAUCAAUCCCUAUCAGCGGCGUGUCCUGGUGCGCGCCUGGAUCGUUCCCUGGUGUCGCAAAGGACGUACAAAUUGACUGUUAGCCGGAAACCGCCACAAGACAAGCUCUUAUACUACAAGUGUGAAUCACAGGAGUCUCUCGCAGCGCACACACGUGGUUCGCAAGCCGGGGUGACGCAGAAGGACUGCAUCGUUAAGAUAACUGUCAAGGGUGUCAGUCCUGCGACAGUCGUCCCCGCCGCACACAUCUGCGUCCCGAAGGAAACGGGAAAAGACUCCACAAGCGUUAAGGAGUUGACCCUCGAGGCGGACAAGCAAAGCAUCGACUUCAGUUGCGGUAACGAAGCAGGCGCACAGCUCACUCCUGCGACGAGCCUGAAGAAGUUUUGCGCGGAUGAGGGCUGCCAGGAGCAGAAAGAGCUCUCCUCGGUCUGGAGUGACGCUGCACUGACGACGGCAGGCUCUGGUGCUGCGACGAGUUACACGCUCAGCAUCAGGUCGGAGCGCAAGGAGGACAAGGAUAUCUACUACAAAUGCAGCGUGCCCGCAAGUAACAAAACCAAGGUGGAGGAGGAUGGUGCAACUGGCAAGGAGAAGAGCUGUGUCCUCAAGAUCACAGUGAAGUCCGGCGAGACGUCAUUAGCAGCUGCAUGGGUGGCUGUGACUUCUUGUGUUUUCGGGCAGAUACUGCUGGGUUUGCUUUCGUUCUGGAUGUGA
Besnoitia besnoiti is the source of this 993-nucleotide messenger RNA. RefSeq lists its product as uncharacterized. The record is from RefSeq and is a predicted model, not a curated record. The transcript has a single exon. Lineage: Eukaryota; Apicomplexa; Conoidasida; Eucoccidiorida; Sarcocystidae. Gene Ontology annotation, cellular component: membrane. The coding region runs from base 1 to 993 and encodes 330 amino acids.